This is a messenger RNA of Asparagus officinalis (garden asparagus), 1170 nucleotides long. Its product is annotated as dehydrogenase/reductase SDR family member 7-like. The coding region runs from base 1 to 888 and encodes 295 amino acids. Gene Ontology annotation, cellular component: membrane. The transcript has 12 exons. The record is from RefSeq and is a predicted model, not a curated record. NCBI's taxonomy places the organism in Eukaryota, Viridiplantae, Streptophyta, Magnoliopsida, Asparagales, Asparagaceae. Gene Ontology annotation, molecular function: oxidoreductase activity.
AUGAGCGAGAGGUUCUCAACCAUCGAGGUAGAUGUGAGACCGGCAAAGCGUGGAGAUUUUGAAGGGAAGGUUGUGUGGAUUACGGGUGGGAGCAAGGGAAUCGGAAAGGUCCUUGCUAAACAAUUUGCAAGCUUAGGUGCAAAGCUAAUACUUUCUGCAAGAAAUCUUGCCGAGCUUGAGCAAGUCAAAGCUGAACUUGUUGGUGAACAUUCAUCUUGUGCAGUGGAAAUUCUGCCCCUGGAUUUAUCAUCUGGGGAAGUAUCUCUUGAGGAAGCCGUCCAGAGGGCAGAGUCUUAUUUCUCUGCUGCCGGUGUUGAUUAUAUGGUCCACAAUGCAGCCUAUGAUCCUCAUCCAAUAUCAGCAUUGAGCAUAACUGAAGAAUGUCUUCUGACUACUUUCAAAACAAAUGUUAUUGGUACGAUAACUCUCACUCGGCUUCUUGCACCAUCUAUGUUGAAAAGAGGGAGAGGUCAUUUCAUUGUGAUGAGCAGUGCUGCAGGAAAAUGCCCUGCACCUGGUCAAGCAGGGUACUCUGCCUCUAAAUUUGCUCUGAAUGGAUACUUCCAUACUUUGCGAUCUGAGUUAUGGCAGAAAGGCAUUAAGGUUACUGUUGUUUGUCCUGGACCAGUAGACACAUUGAAAGAUUUUGAACAUGAUGAUUCUGAGAAACCUGUGCCUGUUGAAAGGUGUGUGCAGUUAAUUAUCACGGCAGCAUCUCAUGGACUAAAAGAAGUUUGGAUAUCAAAGCAGCCUGUGCUGUUAGCUAUGUAUCUGGUACAAUACAUGCCAACCGUUGGCUACUGGAUCAUGGACAAGGUUGGUGUUGAUCGUGUUCAACCUUCAGCGAGAAACGAUAAAGCUUCAACUGAGAAGGAGAAAACACCAUAAGCAAUCAGUUAAGGCUACUAUGCCUAUUCUACUGGACUGAUGUUUGUGUUAACUGUUCCAGAGGGGGGAGUGUUUUGCUGCAUGUCAUCUUUUGUUGCUGGUGGUGUAAAUAACCAGGCUACUUUUUUUAGUAAUAGCUUGACAUGUGGAACAAUGUCAUGUGAUCAAAUGUUAAACAGUACACAGUCUAGAGUUGGGGAUGUAAUAAUGUUUUUUUUGUGUGUGUGUAAACAACCACCUUUUGAGGAAUCAGUUGAAGCAGAGUUGAAAGUUUUUUGUAAA